Molecule: messenger RNA, 1609 nt
Organism: Tribolium castaneum (red flour beetle)
Lineage: Eukaryota; Metazoa; Arthropoda; Insecta; Coleoptera; Tenebrionidae
Product: acyl-CoA Delta(11) desaturase
Exons: 5
Coding region: 261-1385 (374 amino acids)
Biological process (GO): unsaturated fatty acid biosynthetic process
Cellular component (GO): endoplasmic reticulum membrane
Molecular function (GO): iron ion binding; stearoyl-CoA 9-desaturase activity
Source: RefSeq, a predicted model, not a curated record
UACCAUUUCACUCGAGUGGCCAAAAUAAUUUGUGUGCCUAACAUCCUAAUGAUGGAGGAGGAAGACAACACAAAUUAUUGAGCACACCUUUCGAAAACAGUAGAUAAGACAGACAGUACAAAUAGCGAGUACCAUUUCUGAGUUCAAGUUCAAUGUUGAAAAUCUGUCGGAAGCACAGUUGUGCUUUUGCAAGCAAUUAUUACUAUUCAAGUAAAUAUAAUUAUUUUUCCUGUGAAUAGCUGGAAACCAACUUUUUAUAAAUGGCUCCAAAUUCGCUCAGCAAAUCGGAAUAUUUGGGAGAACCAGUCCAAAUUAUUAGUAAACCAAAUGUUGAAUACAGUAUAGAAACUCAAAAUAAAUACAAUUUGCCUCACAAUAGAUGGCAAAUAGUUUGGAGAAACGUCUUAAUAUUUGCAUAUCUUCAUUAUGCAGCUUUUUACGGCUUAUAUUACAUGCUCACUUUAGCUCAAUGGAAAAGUAUCAUUUGGGGAUAUGCUGUUAUCCUAUUUGCAAGUAUUGGAGUAACCGGAGGAGCACAUAGGUUAUGGGCCCACCGUUCGUAUAAAGCAAAACUCCCAUUACGAAUUUAUUUAGCUUUUUGGCAGACUGUUGCUUUACAAAAUCACAUCUAUGAAUGGGUGCGAGAUCACCGAGUGCAUCACAAAUUUACAGACACAGAUGCUGAUCCUCAUAAUUCUAAUCAAGGAUUCUUUUUCUCACAUAUGGGUUGGCUGAUGCUCAAAAAACACAAAGAUGUUUUUAUUAAAGGCAAAACUAUUGAUCUGAGUGAUGUAGCAGCUGAUCCAGUUGUCCAGUUUCAAAAAAAAUAUUAUUUAAUCUUGGCUCCGAUUCUAACGUUUGUUUUUCCUGCAAUUGUUCCUUGGUACUUCUGGAACGAAAAUCCAAUAGUGUGCUAUUAUUCUUUAGCAAUUUUGAGGUACAUUUUAAAUCUUCAUGGGGCUUGGUUGGUAAAUAGCGCAGCUCAUAUCUGGGGCUACAAACCGUUCGACAAGAACAUAAAUGCUACAGACAAUAUAAGCGUCGCUAUUAUCGCUUUCGGUGAAGGAUGGCACAAUUACCACCACGUUUUUCCUUGGGAUUACAAAGCUGCAGAAUUAGGAAACUACAGGAUGAAUUUUACUACGGCUUUUCUUGAUCUGAUGGCAAGAAUUGGACAGGCUUAUGACUUGAAAACAGUGUCCGUUGAAAUGAUCAACAAGAGAAGGAAAAGAACUGGUGAUGGUACCGGUGUAGUUGAUCCUUUGGUGGAAAAUAAAGAAGACCAUCGCCAUGAAGACACUGUUUGGGGAUGGGGUGACAAAGAUAUGAACCAAGAUGAAAUGAAUUUGGUUGAAAUUUAUAAUCCAAGUAGCAAAGAACUGUAAUACUCAUAGGGCCGGUUUACAGAAAGCGAAAUUAAGAUUUAAUUCAGAAUUAAACUAAUUCGAAUUAAGUUGCCAUUUAAAAAGCAUUGACAAAUGUCAAGUUAAUCGCGAUUAAAAUUUAAUUGCAAUUAAAAUGUUCUGUAAACCGGCUCUUAAUACUCAAAAUUGUUAAUUUAUUCUUUUUUAGUUAAAUUGAAUUAAAAUAAAACCUUUCUUUUGAUGCA